AUGCAGCUAUGUUGAUUUAAAUUGGUCAUGUUUGCAUUGAAUUUUGGGUCAUAUCAACCCCACAAUUGAUCAAAGUUCUUCACUCGCUUCCUCAAACUAAAUCGAGGGCAGAGGGGGCAAUGUUUGUGAGUUGGACUACCACUUAAAAUGGUAAUCCAACUGCAUCCAUUUUUUGAUGGGGAUUCCCCUGAGGAAAAGUGUGUAAAGGAAGUAAAAUUAAUGUGUUUGGACUGCAUCUGAGGUUUUUGUCUUUCCCACCAUCAGUUGAGACGACAUGCUAUUGAAUACAGGAGAAUGAAGGUUACGUAUGUGAGCUAUUGAAUCACUCCAAUAUGUAGAUCAAGAACACUAAGGUAACCUGCCUAAAUGACUACAGACCCGUAGCACUCACGUCCGUAGCCAUGAAGUGCUUUGAAAGGCUGGUAAUGGCUCACAUCAACACCAUUAUCCCAGAAACCCUAGACCCACUCCAAUUUGCAUACCGCUCAAACAGAUCCACAGAUGAUGCCAUCUCUAUUGCACUCCACACUUCCCUUUCCCACCUGGACAAAAGGAACGCCUCCGUGAGAAUGCUAUUCAUUGACUAUAGCUCAGCGUUCAACACCAUAGUGCCCUCAAAACUCAUCACUAAGCUAAGGAUCCUGGGACUAAACACCUCCCUCUGCAACUGGAUCCUGGACUUCCUGAUGGGCCGCCCCCAGGUGGUGAGGGUAGGUAGCAACACAUCUGCCACACUGAUCCUCAACACUGGAGUCCCUCAGGGGUGCGUGCUCAGUCCCCUCCUGUACUCCCUGUUCACCCACAACUGCAUGGCAAAGCACAACUCCAACACCAUCAUUAAGUUUGCAGAGGACACAACAAUGGUAAGCCUGAUCACUGACAACGACAAGAGCCUAUAGGGAGGUCAGAGACCUGGCUGGGUGGUGCCUAAAUAACAACUUAUCCCUCAACGUGAUCAAGACAAAGGAGAUUGUGGACUACAGGAAAAGGAGGACAGAGCACGCCCCCAUUCUCAUCGAUGGGGCUGUCGUGGAGCAGGUUGUGAGCUUCAAGUUCCUUGGCAUCCACAUCACCAACAAACUAACAUGGUCCAAGCACACCAAGACAGCCGUGAAGAGGGCAUGAUAAAACCUAUUCCCCCUCGGGAGAUUGAAAAGAUUUGGCAUGGGUCCUCAGAUCCUCAAAAGUUUCUACAGCUGCAACAUCGAGAGAAUCCUGACUGGUUGCAUUACUGCCUCUGACCGUAAGGCGCUACAGAGGGUAGUGCGUGCCACCCAGAGCCUCUACACCAGGCGGUGUCAAAGGAAGGCCCUAAAAAUUGUCAAAGACCCCAGUCAUAGACUGUUCUCUCUGCUACCGCGUGGCAAGCGGUACCGGAGAGCCAAGUCUAGGAUCAAAAGGCUUCUCAACAGAAGCCUUUUGGUCCCCAAGCAAUAAGACUUGAACAGGUUAUCAAAUGGCUACCCAGACUAUUUGCAUUGUGUCCUACCACCCAAUUCGGCGCACGUGACAAAUGCACUUUGAUUUGAUGAAAGCCUGCUCCAGAGAGCUCAGGAUUUCAGACUGGGGCAAAGGUUCACCUUCCAACAGGACAACAACCCUAAGCACACAGCCAAGACAAAGUAGGAGCGGCUUAGGCACAAGUCUCUGAAUGUCCCGAGUGCCUCAGCCAGAGCCCGGACUUGAACCCGAUCGAACAUCUCUGGAGAGACCUGAAAAUAGCUGUGCAGCGACGCUCCCCAUCCAACCUGACAGCUUAGUGGAUCUGCAAAGAAGAAUGGGAGAAACCCCCCAAAUACAGGUGUGCCAAUCUUGUAGUGUCAUACCCAAGAAGACUCGAGGUUCUAACCACUGCCAAAGGUGCUUCAACAAAACACUGAGUAAAGGGUCAGAAUAGUUAUGUAAAUAUUAUAUUUCUGUUUUUUUUUAUACAUUUGCAAAAAUGUCUAAACAAAUCCUCUCUGUAAUGAGCCGUGAAAAGGAAGAGGUGGAAGGAAUGUGGCAGCACUUCCCCCACAGCACUACCCGGUACACAGGACUAAUCUGAAAUUCUUACUCGGACUGUAUCCUGCCGAAUGGAAAGAUACCAUGUUGGAGUGAUCCAAUAUAGUGUCAUUUCAAUCAUAUAAAUAUAAUUCAUAGAAUGGACGUAUCCCUUAAGACCACUGCAGUUUAGCUGGUGCACCAUUUGAAAUUGAAUGGACAGUUUUACUUGUAAUCUCUAGCAUAAAGAUGGCCGCUGGUCCACCCACUGUCGAAUGUAAACUUAAAUGGUCUAUUCUAUAUUCUAUCUAUAUUUCAAUAUUUUUCCUAUGGAGUAUUGACAGUAUAAUUUAAAACAGAUGUUCCCAUUCAAGUCAACAUUCUCUUAUGUGUGGACCUCCAACCAUCUUUGUUGUACCAUUUGAAAGUAGACAUUUUUUUUCAAUUGUAUUCCCCUUUUAGUACAUUUUAUCAGCCAAAACAUGACACCCGCCCUGUAUUCAAGAGGGUGUUGUGUCUCAACCGACGGCAGGCACAACACAAAAACCUCAGCUGAUUUUUAAAUAGGGUUUAAGCUACAGCAUAUGCGAAUAUGAGAAAAAAAUAGACAUUUUUAUUCAAAUAUAUAAUAAAAUAGUUGGAUAACGUUGUUUGUAAACUUUUUUUUAAGUGAUAAAAAUCUAAACCGUUUAUUUUUUCCAGUGAUGAAGACAUGGAUGUCAGAUGGUAUGGUGGAGUAUGCAAAAUAGGAACUGUCCCAUGAGGAACAGGCUAAUCAGAGCUAAGGACAGAGGGAGGCACAUUAACUUCCUGACAACAAGAUGAGGAUUUCAAAGCGUUGUGGCUCCAACAGACGUUUGUUGUUGCCCUUGAUGGUCCUUGGGUUGAUGAUCUUACUGGCAGUUGUAACCUUUAAUUGGUUUGAGACUGAAUCACAGAUGCCUUUGGCAUGGCAUGUGGAUCCCAACCACCGAAAGCUUGUGCACUCUUUUGUACGGGGUGUUCUUUCGAACCAGUGCAGACCAGCCUUUGCCAGAAAGGGAGUAGAAGCAAGGCUCCAGAGCUCUAGUCAUGUGACUGAUCCUUUCCUGUGGCGGGACACACUGCUGACUCGAGAGAUGUUCAAGUACCCCCCACCAUUCGGGUUCCGUGACAUGCAUGGCAAACUGAAGGAUGUCCUCAACCUCCUCCCUGCUCAACCAGAGCAGCUGAAGAAAGAGUGCAGACGCUGUGUGGUCUUGGGAAAUGGAGGAAUCCUCCGUGGCCUUGAGCUGGGCACCCUGCUUGACCAGUUUGAUGUUGUCAUUAGGCUCAAUAGUGGUCCUUUGAGGAACUACAGUAAAGACGUGGGGAACCGGACCUCUAUCCGGAUGAGCUACCCAGAGGGAAGCCCCAAGGUCUGGGAAGAUGUGGACCCUGAGCUGCAGUUUGUGGCGGUGGUCUACAAGGCUGUAGACUUCAAGUGGAUCAGAGCAAUGAUCAACAGACAGAGAGUUUCCCUUUGGGACUGGCUGUUUUUCUGGCAGAAGGUGCCAGAGAAGAUUCCAGUAGACUUAUCAAAGUUCCGUUUGUUGAAUCUGGAGAUCAUCAGGCAGAUGGCGAUGGACCUGUUAGCCUACUCCUCCCCACAGAAACGCCUCUGGGGCUGGGACCAGAACGUGCCCACCAUGGGCAUCUCAGCCCUCAACCUGGCCACCUACCUGUGUGACGAGGUCAGCCUAGCAGGCUUUGGUUACAACCUCAGCCAGAAGGAGACGCCCCUGCAUUACUAUGACAAUAUACCCAUGACAGCUAUGCUGGGGCAGAACAUGCACAAUGUGGACCGUGAAAGGGCUCUCCUCCAGAGCCUGGUGAGGGAAGGGACUGUAUCAGACCUCACAGGGGGCCUGCACUGCACCUUCUGCCCCAGCUGAAAGAGACUGAUCUGGGCCAGCAGCGCAGCUAGCGACACACCAACGAUCUACCUUCCACUGACUAAUCAUUCCAAUACUUUUCACCCUGGAAUUCAAAAAGUUGAUUUGAGUCUAUGGAUCUGGGUACUUGACUGCAAACUUCUAUGUUCUAGUGCAUGCCAGCAUAUUGAAUCUGCAUGGACUAGAUGUGCUGACAUGAUGGGGAACAGUGAAGCUGUACACUUCUUCCCUGCGCAGUUGAAAACGACAAACCUAAAUCCUUCUAUAAGGGAAGUAUUAUCACUGCUAAACUUAAAUGUUUUUUGUAUUUAUUAAGAGAUGAUGUAUAAUUACUUAAUUAAAUCUUAGCAUAAAGUUGAUGCUUAGAAGUGUACGAACAUUACCAUAAAUAUUGUGAUAAAUGAACAGAUGGACUAACAACAGAUAAUUAACAUGACCCUUUUUAUGCUUUCGAUUUUAAGUUGAAUGUUUAGUUUGUCCACAAGAUGUCUGAAUUUGGUUGUGUUUUUACAUUUUUCUAAUGUAAUUAUUAGAUUGUUUUUAUUAUAAUAAUGUAUGUUCUCAAUGCUUGACUUGGACUAAGAUGGGAGCCGGUACUAAUUAUAUUUACAGUGGGGCAAAAAAGUAUUUAGUCAGCCACCAAAUGUGCAAGUUCUCCCACUUAAAAAUAUGAGAGGCCUGUAAUUUUCAUAGGUACAUUUUUUUCUUCAACUAUGACAGACAAAAUGAGGAAAAAAAAUCUAGAAAAUCACAUUGUAGGAUUUUUUAUGAAUUUAUUUGCAAAUUAUGGUGGAAAAUAAGUAUUUGACCUCUCACUCUUUGGCACAAAGAGAAGAUUCAAAUGGGAGGCAGGCCUACACACAACCUAUAUAUGUAUGUGCCAUCCGUUUUUCUUUUAUUCCAGGCUUUAUUAAAGAAUUCCACAAACGGAAAUACACAAUGGACAGUUUCUACUCAUGGCUGAGCCACAUAAUGCCAGGGUAUAUCUGGUGGGCUUUCUCCUCAUAGCUGAGCCACAUAAUGCCAGGGUAUAUCUGGUGGGCUUUCUCCUCAUGGCUGAGCCACAUAAUGUCAGGGUAUAUCUGGUGGGCCUUCUCCUCAUAACUGAGCCACAUAAUGCCAGGGUAUAUUUGGUGGGCUUUCUGGAAUAAGUUCACGUGCAUAAUGUGGUAGAAAGGGCCAUAGAGGAUCAUAUUAAUAGAAUUCUCUAUUUCAUUGAGGUCACAAUAGUUAAAUGGUCUUUCCUCUUCCAUUUCACCACAAUACCGACCUGUUCCAAUACACAGAGACAAUAUCCCUGAUCUUACCUAUUUCAAUACGCGGAGGCAAUAUCCCUAAUCUUACAUAGCGAUCUCUUGCUUUUCGGGAGGUUGUACAUUAUAUUUCUUACACAGAAAUUCCCCCUUAAUGAAAGGGUUUAUGAUUAAUCUCCUCCACUUAUUUAUUUUCAUAUUGCAUCAUCAGUUGUUUUAAUAGCGUCUAUGUCUCACUUCAUUUGGUUUUCGUGCAACUGUUCACAGUCAAACUGUUGGAAAAUGUCAGACAUUUCAGUUGUCCAGGCUCCCCUAUGGAGAGAUCCCAUUGAAAAACGCUGCUGGCUAUUCUGGCAAUUGGCAUAUCCAACAGUCUAUUCCAAAGUCUCACCAUGCACGCCUUCCAUCUCACCUCACAGGAAUCCCAGCCCAUGUCCCAGUUAUUUCCAGUAUAGGUGCAAACUUGUGGAGACCUAAAAAAAUAACGUACUGCUCUGUUAUGGACGUGUUCAUUUUUGAGAUACCUCUUAGCACCCCACACCCCUGCAGAAUAGUCCAGGACAGGACACACGCAUGUCUGAUACAGUUUGGAAUACGUAGCAUAACCAAUAUCUUUGAGUGCUUUUGUUUUUCCUAGAGCUCCCCCAGGAACUCUACUUGCUGAGUCGGCCUGGGCAGAUGUGCCGUAUAGAAAGGUCAUAUGUUCAUCAAAAUAAAGACCAAAUAUUUAGAA
Molecule: messenger RNA, 5882 nt
Organism: Oncorhynchus masou masou (cherry salmon)
Lineage: Eukaryota; Metazoa; Chordata; Actinopteri; Salmoniformes; Salmonidae
Gene: st3gal5
Product: ST3 beta-galactoside alpha-2,3-sialyltransferase 5
Exons: 7
Coding region: 2805-3896 (363 amino acids)
Molecular function (GO): lactosylceramide alpha-2,3-sialyltransferase activity
Source: RefSeq, a predicted model, not a curated record